CACAUUGACACCCCGAAUGUGAACAAGGCAGCUCCGACCGAUGGACUUGAGCACGUUACUCUCAUCGAAAUGAAGACAUUAAUACAUCGUUGGCUAUUACUUUUAGGAUUAUCGUUAACAUGGGCAAAAGAAGCUGAUCUACCAUUAUGUCCUACGAAUCUUCAGUAUUUUCCCCAAAAUCUGCCCAUGCAUUGCAGAAUGCCAGGAAACUCGGACUCAAAUCAAAACCCAGGCCAAUACCCCGGAAUGCAGCAACCGUUUGGCACGAUGCCACCGUACUACCAAAGUCCACCACCAAAUAAGCAACCCAAUCCUAUUCCGAUUCCAAUACCACCUUUCCCAGGAAUGCCAGGCCAGAUGCCAAUGCCUCCAGGCAUGGGAGGUCCCAUGGGCCCACCCAUGCCAGUGUUGCCACCCGUGGGGGGACCUAUGCCUAUGCCAAUGCCUAUGGUAGGCGGGCCCUCACAUAAGCUACCAGUAAUAGUCAUGCCAUUUUAUUCGCCAGACCAUUCAUUUAAAAGGCCGCCAACUGAAUCGCCACAUAAAAAGGAUAAACCGAAGACAAAGAAAAAGAAGAAGAAAAAGAAAUCUCAUGAUUCCGACGACGACGACGAAAGCUCUGAUGACGACUCGUCUGGAGAUUCAUCUGACCGCGGACACGGACAUGGUCACGGUUCUGAUGAAACACGGCUGGUGGCAAGGUCAUAA
This is a messenger RNA of Trichoplusia ni (cabbage looper), 708 nucleotides long. Its product is annotated as proline-rich protein HaeIII subfamily 1-like. The record is from RefSeq and is a predicted model, not a curated record. NCBI's taxonomy places the organism in Eukaryota, Metazoa, Arthropoda, Insecta, Lepidoptera, Noctuidae. The transcript is spliced from 2 exons. Bases 70 to 708 code for a protein of 212 amino acids.